AUGGCUUCCUCGGCCGGUGCCAUCGGCGGCGGCAAGACCAGCGGUCACCAUGCGGCUCGCGUAACAGAGCGGCUUGGCCAGCCCGACUACAAGCGCCGCAAGACGGCUGCCAAAGAAGAAGACAUGCUGUCAGUGUGCCAAGCCGCCCACUUCCGGACGGGCAUCGGUGCCAUGCUGCGAGGACAUACCUUCAACAGCGGCCAGCAGGAGAACGCUGAGGAGGCACAGCCUCAUGGUGCCGACGCCUCAGUCGCCUACAACGCGGGCGCCUGCUGUCCACCGCGGGCGCCUGCUGUCCAGGCGCAGCGCGGGCGUUUCAGUCGUCACAGCGCGGGCGCCUGCUGUCCAGACACAGCGCCGUCCCGCCAGCCCCAGCAGCGUGCCGGCAGGGACGUCCUCUCAUGCCAGUGCACGCGCCUGGUGCUCGGGAUCCUUGGGAUCCUCGAGAUCCGGCGGAUCCGCCUGCCUCUCCGCGCCGCCGACAGCGGGAGACGCAACGGGCAAGAGAAGGCCUCCUCGCGAGGAGUCUCGGUGACGUCACCGAGGCGGCUGCGCUACCACUUCCACGACGCCAGCAUCGCGGUCUGGCGCGUCCGUCUCGCCACCCGACGUCGCGACUGUCACGCGGAGAUCCCACGGAGGCGGCAGGCGAGGACCGGGCAGCGCGAGGGCAGCGCGCUGGGGUCAGCCGGCCUCCAGCCGAGCUUCGACCCCUCGACGCCGAGCAACAUCACUGCGAUGGCUGGCAAGGCGGCGUACCUCACCUGUCGCGUCCGGAACAUCGGCAAUAGAACGGUGUCGUGGAUCCGACAUCGGGACCUGGCCAUUCUGAGCGCCGGUCAGCAGACGUACGCCCAUGACAGCCGGAUGACCCUCUACCACCAGCCGGACAGCGACGAGUGGGUGCUCAGGAUCAAGUACGUGCAGCCGAGGGACGCCGGCACCUACGGCUGCCAGCUGCCGACCACGCCACUCACCAGCUUUCCCAUUGAGCUGAGCGUCGUCGUGCCUCGAACGCGAAUACUCGGCGACACCGAGAUUUACGUGGACAUUGGAAGCACGCUGAACCUCACGUGCACGGUGUCGUACAGCCCGGAGCCCAUCGAGUUCAUCUUCUGGUACCAGAACGAGACGGUGGUAAACUACAACAGCUCGCCGUCGGGGCGAGUGACCAUCGUCAGCGAGCGGUCCACCACCACCAACUCGUACCUGCUGAUCCAGGCCGCCCGAGUGCAGGACUCGGGCAUAUAUACCUGCAGCCCCUCCAACGCCCAGGUGGCCAAGGUCAAGGUGCACGUGCUUAAAGGCGAAAAACCUGCGGCAAUGCAAACAAACGGAGUCGCUGCGCUGUCGGCCUGCGCGUGGCUGGUAGCCAUCGCAACGGUUCGUUGGGUCAUCUGAGGCGAGCUCAUCUCGCGGCAGGUGACGCUGUCGACCGCCAGGUCACAGUGUCAUGACCUCCGAACUUUCCAGUGAGCGUGACGCGGACGCUCCGCUGCCCGUGACGCAGAGCGAGCAGCUGGUGUCUGUGGUGAGAACUCUCGGUCCGGUGGAGAACGGUGGAGAACUCUCGGUGCCAUGGAGGACGGGAGCUCAGGCAGGGCAGCGAAAAGGACGCAGACCUUCAGCAGUGGUCGAAGAACAAUACGGCCGAACAGUACGCGUCGGGCGAGUCGAAGUGGACGCGAAGUCUGUCUAAGCGGAGCUGAGUCGUGAACGGUGGUGGAGCGUCUCUGGCCAGCGAUGUGGUGUCACCAGUUGGGCAGACACUGGUUGCAAGCCGCGGCACCAGGUGUUCGACUGGCCCGGUGUUCCAUGGUUGUGUGCCAGUGCUACAAUCGCCCGAACGGGAACAGGUCGCGAAACGUGCUCCCCCUCCCGCCGACCGCUGGUUCUGUGUUCCCCGCCGAAAUGUUGGGGCUGAAGACUUCCGUGUUGUCUGACCGGCAGACUGGUUGGGUGAUCGGUGAUCACCCGGUAGGCCGGCAGGGACGGCUUCUCUGUUACUGUGACUGAGGGGUAUCCUCGCGUGCGUGAGUCAGGUGGCUCGCACAUUCCGGCGCUGGUCGUGGCGGUCACAGUUUGAGAGGGAUGCGCACGUGCCGUGCCGCAUGGCACGUGCGCAUUCCUUUCAAAUGACGAGACCUCCAUGACGUGCGCCAUAAAUGCGUUUUUCCGACCUAUUCGCGUUUGGUUCUCUCGUCCUGCUGUUUGAAGAUCCGUGUCUGGGAGGUGUUGUGCUGUUGCUCCGUUGCGCGCCAAAGAGCGCGAUGUUCACGCUCGCGCGCGGUUCGGGCCGGUCAGGGCACUGUCUGAGAGGAAGUCUUUUGCAUGAAAGAAGGCAUGAGUGGUAUCUUCUGUACGUUUAAGAAGUGGUUUGGGAGCAUGGUUUGCGUUACGUGAGAUAGACAUGCGCUGCAAAAAAGUCAGGUGGACCAGAGUACAUCUGAUACAGAGUCCCAGAGGCAAAUGGUCCAAAAGUCUGCGUGCCGUGGAAUUGGACGUUUGUCAUGUCUGUGAAGUGGUUGAGUAUUUUGUUUACGAGCUUCAGUGUUCAAGCUGUUUUGCCGACCACGUACAAUUCUGAUGUAUUUCAAUGUGUAAGAGGUGAAUGAGUUCCGUGCGUUCUGUGCGACCUGUGUACGCCCAGCAUGUUGAGCAAAUGUAAACAACCACUUGAAAGAGAACUCCCAAGUCAGCCCCAUCCUGCGUGCCGUGAACUUACGCGCGUUUUGUACUGGCUGCAACUUCCAGACCGGUUGUAUCUCAGGCGCCAAGCGCGUCAUGCCACGCUGACGGGAGUGCCUAUAUCAGUGGCACUUGACCGUCCGGCGGAUUUCAAUGACGUUGCUGGACGUUCUGUCAAUGAGGUCAUGAUUGGAGGUUCAAUGAAUACUUAAUCUCGCAGGACGUUUACGACUUUGGCCGAAUGUCAUCCCAGUGGCUGCAUGUCCUGACUGGGCUUAACGAGCAUGUCACAGGUUAUUUGCGUCAAAAAGGCUUGAAGCAAAUUUAUUACCGCCGGAUAUUGAAGUUUGAGAUAGAUUUAUGGGCAUGUUACACAGACGACCUGCUGGAUUAAUGUAAAGAUGAUGACGUCAUAUAUUGCGUGUUUCCGUCCGCGAUGUCGGUUCUGUGUCAGCUGAAAGAUGGUGAUGAAAAUUUCCUUUGUUCGAGGAUGGAAGCCCUUACAACCACAUUGUGCUCGCACUUUCGAAGGCCAAAUGGUAACAAAGACAGCGUCGCUGGCAUGUUUUGUAAGAAUCUGGUACCUCCUUGCGCGGAGAAAUUGUGGUGGGAAGAUAUUGCAGUCGUGAAUGCCUCAAGCCCUAUUUUAUUCGCGCAUGAGAAAUACA
Messenger RNA from Pollicipes pollicipes, 3356 nucleotides. RefSeq lists its product as uncharacterized. Gene Ontology annotation, cellular component: neuron projection membrane. The record is from RefSeq and is a predicted model, not a curated record. The coding region runs from base 1 to 1401 and encodes 466 amino acids. Gene Ontology annotation, biological process: synapse organization. The transcript is spliced from 10 exons. Lineage: Eukaryota; Metazoa; Arthropoda; Thecostraca; Pollicipedomorpha; Pollicipedidae.